Molecule: messenger RNA, 1233 nt
Organism: Hyaloscypha bicolor E
Lineage: Eukaryota; Fungi; Ascomycota; Leotiomycetes; Helotiales; Hyaloscyphaceae
Exons: 3
Coding region: 1-1233 (410 amino acids)
Biological process (GO): endoplasmic reticulum to Golgi vesicle-mediated transport; positive regulation of GTPase activity
Cellular component (GO): endoplasmic reticulum membrane
Molecular function (GO): GTPase activator activity
Source: RefSeq, a predicted model, not a curated record
AUGGAGCCCAAUGGAAGAGUCGUUGAAGAAACUGAGAAGCCGGAAGACCUCCCGAGCGACCCUGACGCCUCGUCUCCGCCCCUGAGAUCGAAGGAGAGCAAUGCGAAGGUCGCGAGCAUCCUGGACGCCUGCAAAUGGAAGGAUAUCUCGAUUUUGAGGACGCUGGCAACUUCUGAAGGCGGGCUGGUCUCGGACGAGGUUCGACGGCAGGCAUGGCCGCUGCUCCUGGGCUAUAUCGAUCAUUAUAGCGAGGAAAAAGAGUUCCUCAAGGACUGGAGAAUGCUCCCAAAGCAUCGCGACGAGGACCAAGUGCGGCUGGAUGUUGACAGGUCCUUUAUAUACUAUCCUAAUGACCAGUCCUCUGAGGACCUCGACCGACGCAAAGAAGAGCUUUCCAACCUGAUUACAGAAGUUCUACGGAGCCAACCAUACUUGUGCUACUUCCAAGGGUACCAUGAUAUUUGCCAGGUAUUCCUACUGGUCCUCGAACCACGAAGUCGUGCAGCUGCUGUGGCACGGCUCUCAACACUGCGAAUAAGAGAUUUUAUGCUUCCUACACUCGCACCCGCGUUGGCUCAAUUACGUCUGAUACCGGUAAUAUUGGAUGCGGUUGAUCCGAAACUCUGCGCGCAUCUGUCUCUGACCCAACCGUUCUUUGCGCUCUCUGGAACCCUCACCAUGUACGCCCACGACAUCCAAGAGUACGGUGAAAUCGCAAGGUUGUUUGAUGUUUUGCUUGCACGCGAGGCUGUCUUCUCUGUGUAUAUGUUUGCACAAAUCGUGCUUCAACGCUCCGAUGAGCUCUUCGAAACACCAGCAGACGAACCAGAGAUGCUUCACUCGAUCUUAUCAAAGCUGCCCAAGCCACUGGAUAUUGAGAAAUUGAUUGCAAGUACCGUGUAUCUUUUUGAGAAACACCCGCCGGAGCGGUUGAGGACAUGGCGGUCUAUAUCGUCGUCCAGCGUCUUGAAGACCGCUCGUUGGCCGGAACAAACCAAGGAUCAAUCGCUAGAAGAGGGAGAAAUGUAUUUUAAGAAGCAGGUGAAAGAGCUGCAAUGGGCAGAGCAACGCGAGAGGGUCUUGAAGGUGGUAUGGAAAUACAAAAGACCUGCUGGCACGAUCGGCGUCGCUGUACUUGUAGGAGUAUUAUCUUUCUACUUGCGGAGAGGUUCGGGACCAUCUGGCUUGUUUGGGGCGUUUUGGAGACAAUGGACAGGAUACAAGGGACAUUAA